AUGAGCACCGGCAGCUCUGAUAGCAUGAGCAUGAGCAUGGGUGGCAUGGACGGCAUGAACUCCUGCAAGAUCUCGAUGUUGUGGAACUGGAAUACCAUCGAUGCCUGCUUCCUCUCCGAACAAUGGCACAUCACCUCCCGCGGCAUGUUCGCCGGCUCCUGCAUCGGCGUCAUCUGCCUCGUCAUCUGCCUCGACUUCCUCCGUCGCGUGGGCCGCGAGUACGACGCCUUCAUCGUCCGCCGCGCCCGCCUGAGAAAACAGUACCUCUCCGCAACCGCCUCGUCCCAAGGCCUGACCGCAGCCACCGACAGCGGCGCCGAGGACUCUCACGGCUCCACCGUCCCAGCCCAAGGUGUCGAAGGCGCAGCAGCCUCCAAAGGCGCAGCCCAGACGACCUGCAACGCGUUCGAGGACAAGACGCCCGUCCGCCCCACGCUGAUCGAGCAGUUGGUCCGCGCCCUGCUGCAUAUGCUCCAGUUCGCGGUGGCGUACUUUGUCAUGUUGCUGGCCAUGUACUUCAACGGGUACAUCAUUAUCUGUAUCUUCAUCGGGGCGUUCCUGGGUGCUUUCAUCUUCUCCUGGGAGCCCUUGAAUCUGCAGAGGGAGUAUGUCGUUCUCCUCCCUUUCCCCCGUUACUUCUUCGGAUGGUAUACGGCGUGCUCAAACUGA
Molecule: messenger RNA, 669 nt
Organism: Aspergillus thermomutatus
Lineage: Eukaryota; Fungi; Ascomycota; Eurotiomycetes; Eurotiales; Aspergillaceae
Product: high-affinity Cu transporter CTR3
Exons: 3
Coding region: 1-669 (222 amino acids)
Biological process (GO): copper ion transmembrane transport
Cellular component (GO): membrane
Molecular function (GO): copper ion transmembrane transporter activity
Source: RefSeq, a predicted model, not a curated record